UCUCUGCAGUUGUCUCUCCCGCUGGAAGUUAGGUGCUGCACAAUGCUCCGUGCUGUCUGUGGUAACGUCUUUUCCAGGGUCUCCCAUGUGCCCUUAGGGAUCCAAAUCAGCAGGUUUUCUGCUGCUGCCAUCCCCGCACCUAACCCAAAGGCAGAAGUGCAUUUUAAUAAGCUUUUUAUAAACAAUGAAUGGCAUGAUGCAGUGAGCAAGAAGACCUUUCCUUCAGUCAACCCGUCCACAGGAGAAGUAAUCUGCCACGUAGCUGAGGGAGAUAAAGCUGAUGUGGACAGAGCAGUGAAAGCUGCACGUGAAGCAUUUAAACUCGGCUCACCAUGGAGAACAAUGGAUGCUUCUCAAAGGGGUGUUCUGCUGAAUCGGCUGGCAGAUCUCAUUGAAAGGGACAGAGCUCACCUGGCGUCACUGGAGACUUUGGACAACGGGAAACCCUAUGCCAUAUCAUAUGCAGUGGACCUAGAUCUGGUAUUGAAGUGUUUGAGGUAUUAUGCAGGAUGGGCUGAUAAGUAUCAUGGAAAAACCAUUCCAAUUGAUGGAGAUUAUUUUACCUACACUAGACAUGAGCCAGUUGGUGUUUGUGGACAGAUCAUUCCGUGGAACUUCCCUUUGCUGAUGUUGGCUUGGAAAUUUGGGCCAGCGUUGGCCACUGGAAAUGUGAUUGUAAUGAAGGUUGCAGAGCAAACACCACUGACAGCUCUGCAUGUUGCUAGCCUGGUGAAAGAGGCUGGAUUUCCACCUGGUGUUGUGAAUAUAAUUACAGGGAUGGGUCCAACUGCAGGUUCUGCCAUAUCCUCCCAUAUGGAUGUUGAUAAAGUUGCUUUCACUGGUUCCACAGAGGUGGGACGUUUAAUCCAGCAGGCUGCUGGUAAAAGUAAUCUGAAGAAAGUGACUCUGGAACUUGGUGGAAAGAGUCCAAACAUAAUCUGUUCUGAUGCAGAUUUGGACUGGGCUGUUGAGCAAGCCCACUUUGCCUUGUUCUUUAACCAAGGCCAAUGCUGCUGUGCUGGUUCUCGCACCUAUGUCCAAGAGAACAUCUAUAAUGAAUUUUUGGAGAGGAGUAUCCAGAGAGCCAAGACCAGAGUCGUUGGUAACCCCUUUGACUUUAAAACGGAGCAGGGACCUCAGGUGGAUGAGGAUCAAUUUAACAAGAUAUUGGGCUACAUUAAAUCUGGGAAACAGGAAGGUGCCAAACUGCUAUGUGGUGGAGGCCCUGCUGCUGAUCGAGGGUACUUCAUCCAACCCACUAUUUUUGGAGAUGUAACUGAAAACAUGACCAUCGCUAAAGAGGAGAUUUUUGGACCUGUGAUGCAAAUUCUCAAAUUCAAGUCAAUCGACGAGGUUAUUGACAGAGCAAAUAGUUCUAUGUAUGGGCUGGCUGCAGCUGUUUUCACCAAAGAUAUUGAUAAGGCUAACUACGUGUCACAGGCAUUGAGAGCUGGCACUGUCUGGGUUAACUGCUAUGAUGUUUUCGGAGCUCAAGCUCCCUUUGGAGGGUACAAGGCCUCAGGAACAGGCAGAGAGCUUGGAGAAUAUGGCCUAGAAGCGUACACAGAGGUCAAAACUGUCACAAUAAAAGUUCCUCAGAAGAAUUCUUAAGUAUGUGAAAGUAUAACCACCUCUUAUCUAAAAGAAAAGAUUGAUUGGAUGUUCAUAAAAAUGUAAUAACUGUGAUUAUUAGCCCUUUUAGAUUUCUCUGGAUGUAGAAUGGGUUAAGCUCUGCUUCCUGUAAUUCUGUUUUUCACGUUAAUACACAUGAGCUUUUUAGAAUAAAGCUCUUCAUUCAUUCUUGUAUCUACAGUGGCAGUCCAGUUCUGGGUAGUAAUGUUAUCUGUGAUACCAAAUGUCAGCACAUUAUGCUUGUAAACUACACACUUUUUCCAUUUGUUAUAAAGGAAACAUUUAUGUGUGAGUCUAUCUAACCAAAACGUAGCACUUGAAAUUUCUAGAAAUUUCAACAUGUUUAGUAUAGAAAAACCCUUGUAUUGUUGUCAGUCCACGAGCACUUAAACUGUUGCAAUAAAGUUUCAAAUUUUGUUGUUAAAAAAAUAAAUAAAUAAA
Molecule: messenger RNA, 2073 nt
Organism: Bombina bombina (fire-bellied toad)
Lineage: Eukaryota; Metazoa; Chordata; Amphibia; Anura; Bombinatoridae
Product: aldehyde dehydrogenase, mitochondrial
Exons: 1
Coding region: 43-1611 (522 amino acids)
Molecular function (GO): aldehyde dehydrogenase (NAD+) activity
Source: RefSeq, a predicted model, not a curated record